AUGUUUAAAAAUUAUGGACAAGUUACAAAUGUGCGGGUAGCCCCUAAAAGGCGGGUGAUUGUCAAUCGAAGGCGGCCAGUGGUGGCAGAACCGGAGCCGGUGUUGGCGGCACCGGAACUGGUCUUGGCAGCACCGGAUCCGGUGUUGGCAGCACCGGAACUGGUGUUGGCGGCACCGGAACUGGUCUUGGCAGCACCGGAUCCGGUGUUGGCAGCACCGGAACUGGUGUUGGCGGCACCGGAACUGGUCUUGGCAGCACCGGAUCCGGUGUUGGCAGCUCCGGAGCCGGUGGAAGACGGAGCGCAGAAGAACCCGAAAAGACUGUACCGCACCCGGUACGAACAUAAAUGGAAGGAGGUAGUCCAUUUUGAUGGCAACGGCACAAAGUGGGUAAAUGAGAAACUGCAGUGCCCACUUUGCUUCUUGCCAUGCGCGUCUAAUCGGAAGUACUCGGCCCACUUUGCAAUGUGCGCAAAAAUACCAAAAGUUUACGGCUGCCAAUACUGCCCUUUCAUCAAAGCGCUGCCCAAUCUUGGGCAGCACCGAAAAUUUCGAUGUAAGGGCAACAAUACAUUGUAUGAGGCUGUUGGCGAGAUGGCCGAUUUGCGGCAGCGUUGGCGAAUACAGAAAAAUGAAGAGAGGGCCGUGGAGGAUACGGCGGAGGAGUUGUAUGGUGCUUCUGAGGAGAUCCUCGACGGCAUUUUUGAUUAGACUGAUAUAAUAAGGAGCGGUGUAAUUUUAAGAUU
Molecule: messenger RNA, 746 nt
Organism: Drosophila ananassae
Lineage: Eukaryota; Metazoa; Arthropoda; Insecta; Diptera; Drosophilidae
Exons: 3
Coding region: 1-711 (236 amino acids)
Source: RefSeq, a predicted model, not a curated record